UGUUUGAAUGGGGUUCAUUCUUGAUUCUUUAACUUUGAAUGUGAAUGUUUAUGUUGAAUGAUCAUGUCUUUUUUUUGUUGAUUCUGAUUGGUUUGUUUGAUGUAAAAAGAUUGUUUUUUUCCUUUUCUAGGUGUAUAUGUGUAUAUGUUUAGUGUUGUUUCUGGUUGUUUUUGCAUGUGUUUGUGUUCUUGAUGAUGAGAAAUGGUGUUGGGCAAUGUGGAUUACAAGUUUUCUUUGAUUUUUUCUUUUUUUGGAUUAAUGGGUAUUUGUUUCUUGAAAUGGUUUGUUUAUAGAGGGCGGUUUUGGAAUCAAUGGGGUUUUAGAUUUUUUUUUUUUUUUUUUUUUUGGUAAAAAACAAAACAUUGAGUUCUCUUGUUCUACUACACUUGUGAGUGUUUUUGGUUUUCGAUAAUGAAGCAUCAUAAAUGAUUUUAAUGUGAAUGUAUAUCGUUAGUUUGAUGAUGAUUCCUGUUCAUUUUUUAGGAGAAAGAUUGUUCCUUUUUUUUUUUUUUUUUUUUUUUGGGUAAAAAACAAAACUUUGAGUUAUCUUGUUUUACACUUGUGAGUGUUUUUGGUUUUUAAUGAUGAAGCAUCAUAAAUGAUUUUAAUGUGAAUGUAUAUCAUUUGUCGGAUGAUGAUUCCUGUUCAUUUUUUAGGAGAAAGAUUGUUUUUUUUUUUUGGGUAAAAACAUAAUUUUGAGUUCUCUUGCUUUACACUUGUGAGUGUUUUUGGUUUUCGAUGAUGAAGCACCAUAAAUGAUUUUAACGUGAAUGUAUAUCAUUUGUUGGGUUGCUGCAGAGUUUUAAUGAAUUUUAGGUUUGAGUGCUUUAUUAGGUUCGGAUACUUUAUUCGAGAACAUUGGUGUUCUUGAAUCAGUUUCAUUACCUGAUUUCUUUCUAGGAUGGAGGUUAAAUUCUUAUCUUCUGAUGCCAAGAGAUUACUUCUUUUGUUUUCAAAUAAAAAAAUGUUGAUUUUGCAUGUUUUUGAUGGAAGAAAGUUGAUUUUUUUUCUCUCAACAACAGCAACAACGACAUACCCAGUGUAAUCCCACAAUUGGGGUCUGGGAAGGGUAAAGUGUACGCAGACCUUACCCUUACCUCGGGAGGUAAAGAGGUUGUUUCCGCUAAACCCUAGACUCAAAGAAUGGGCAAAAAGUACCCAUGUACAAGAAGUAUACCAAAAAGUAGAAAACCUUACAAAAAAAAAAAACAUAUGGUUCUGUACGAACCUCGUUGGUGCAAGGCAAUAAGGAAUAAGAGGCUAUUCCUCAAGUGUACAAAAUCCCUUUCCAUUCUAUAAAAGCUCUCCCGGUGUUUACUUUCAUGUUGAGUGGAAGGGCAUGUGAGCAUAUAUGUUUUGUCGUAUUUUGGAUUAGAAUCGUUUUGGGGCAUUAACUUUGUUAGAAUGUAGGAUAUCUCCUAUAUCGGAUAUAUAUGGGCAUCCGAGGAGGUUUCUAAUUCCCCACUCAUUCCCCGCAAGGUUUUAAGUUUGGUGCGUAGGUUCUUUUACAUGUUAAAAGAGCCAUGCUUUAGUAAACCUGUUUUCACAAUAAUUCUCUCUAAGCUAUUCUAUUGCAUUGGUCAUAAGAUAUAUAAGGCGUUUAUAGAGGUCUUAAUGCUUCCCUCAUAGCUUUAGCUAGUCAAACAUCCCGCGCUUCGCGCGGUUAUUUAAAAAUAUUAGUGAAUUUAUCGAGCAAUUAUUUUCUAAAUUAAAUACGAUUUGAGAAGUUAAACAAAUUCUUUUACAACUAUGGUUUUUGAAGCAUUCCUUAAAUGUUAUAAGCUAUCAAGAAUGUAAUUUACUUUGCUUUGCGCAUGUUCUAAAUAUAUGAACAUAUUUCACAAAAGGAAAAAAAUUCAAUAACCAAAUCUGAAAUGACAAAGUCUAUAUGCUAAUCAUUAUUCUUAAUUCCAACACUCAUUUUGAUGUAGAAGUAAUGGAAAGAGAGUGGUUAGAAGUUGUGGUUAUAAGUGCGUGGUUUCAUUUUAAAUAGAAAAUGCGUGUAAAAAGGUGUUUGUCUUCCUUGCUUUUUCUCCCUUUUAUUUCUUACAUCCAUCCUUUAAUGUCCCGAUGUAGGAAUCUUCACACUCCCAACGCAACACAAGCAGAUAGUGAAAAAAAAAUUAAGAUAUAUGUUUGUCUUUCUUGCUUUUUGUCAUUUCUAUUUCUGAAUUCCAUCCUUUAAUGUGCCGAUGCGGGAAUCUUCAUACUCCCAUCGCAACACAAGCAGAUAGUGAAAAAAUUUAAGAUAUAUGUUUGUCUUCCAUGCUUUUUGUCGUUUCUAUUUCUGACUUCAAUUGUAAUUACUCCCUUACCAUUAGUUAAAGAGGAGGAGUGGAAAUUUGUUUGGUCAUUGAUGAAGAAGCAUUUAUAUUUCAUUAAUUGCUGCAACCUUUCCGUUUUUUUUUUGAAGGAAGAGAACACACCUUUUGAGGAGGAAGAGACCUAGGGCUGGCAAGUUUACAUCCAGGUUUUGGUUUUGAGUUGACUGUCCACAGUCCAAGCCCAGACUUGGCUAGUCAGGUUUGCGGAGAGUUUAGAUGGAGCGUGAUCUAAAUAUUGAGCUGCAAGUGCCAGAAGGUUCUUUGAGGGGCAUAAAUUUCAAUAUCUUAUCAGAGACUGAUGCAGCCAAAUUGUCAGCUAAGGUAAUUGGAGCAGUUAAUGAAGUAACAGAUCCCGCAUUGGGAUUUCCAAAUCCAAUCUUUGAGUGUUCGACAUGUGGUGCAAAAGAUGGGAAAAACUGUGAAGGUCACUUGGGAUUAAUAAUCUUUCCAUAUACAAUUCUGAAUCCGUAUUUCGUAUCGGAGGUUGCUCAGAUCCUGAAGAAGAUAUGUCCAGGGUGUAAAUCUGUCCGUCGUGAUAAGGUCAAGGGUGCUGAUAGGACAUCUGCCUGCAAAUACUGUGAUGGAGUUUUAAGAGGCUAUCCACCAACGAAAUUUAAAGUAUCUCCUAGAGACACGUUUGGGAGGACUGCCAUUAUAGCGGAAGUUAAUGAAAAUUUGUUAAAGAAGCUUCAGCAUACUUCUGGAGGAAGUUUGGCAUCUGACUAUUGGGAUUUCAUUCCAUAUGAUGCACAACAAGAUGCAAGCUUAAAUUCUUCCAAGUACAAAAGAGUUUUAUCACAUGCUCAGGUAUAUAGCAUUCUGAAAGAUGUUGAUCCAGGGUUUCUUGAAGGACUUCUCAAAAGGAAGAACUCAAUCUUCCUUAAUAGCUGCCUUUUGACUCCUAAUUGUCAUCGAGUUACUGAAUUUGGGCAGCAUAUGAUAUUUGAUGAAAGUAAUAGGCAUUUCAGAAAGAUGAUUGACUUUAGAGGAACAGCAAAUGACUUGAGCGUGUGUGUUUUAGAUAGAAUUAAAGCUUCCAAGAUACGUGCCGAGAGAUCGAUAAUCAACGAUCCUAAUGCCCCUGCUACUGGUUUGAAGUAUGUGAAAGAACUAGUUCUGGCAAAACGCACUAAUCAUGCUUUCCGCAUGGUUGUGGUUGGUGAUCCUAACAUAGAGCUAGGUGAAAUUGGUAUUCCCCGUCAUGUUGCGGAGAAUCUCCACUUUGCAGAACCUCUAAGUUCGCGGAAUUGGGAAAAGCUGACUGAUCAAUGUGAUCUUAUGAUUCUUCAGAAGGGAAGGAUUGUCGUCCGCAGAAAUGGUGUCUUAGUUCCCAUUAGUGUAAUGGACCAGUUGCAUAGAGGGGAUAUUAUAUAUAGACCUCUUAUUGAUGGAGAUGUUGUGUUGAUAAACCGACCUCCGUCUAUUCAUCAACAUUCACUAGUUGCUCUGUCUGUUAGGAUUCUUCCAAUAAAUUCUGUUCUUUCAAUUAAUCCCCUUGUCUGUUCUCCAUUCCGUGGGGAUUUUGAUGGCGAUUGCCUUCAUGGUUAUAUUCCCCAAUCAGUCGAUUCUAGGAUUGAGCUUAAUGAGCUUGUUGCUCUGAAUCAGCAGUUGAUUGACGGACAGAAUGGUCAAAAUCUUCUUUCAUUAAGUCAUGAUAGCUUAACUGCUGCUCAUUUAAUUUUGGAACAAGGAGUUUUCUUGGACCAGUUCCAGAUGCAGCAGCUACAAAUGUUUUGUCCCCGUCAAGCGGGAAUGCCUGCUAUCUUAAGAGCACCAUCAGGUAACAAGUGUUAUUGGACUGGGAAACAGUUAUUCAGCUUGUUUUUGCCAUCAGACCUUGAAUAUAAUUUUCCAUCAAAUGACGUCUGUAUUAGUGAGGGGGAAAUUGUGACAUCUUCUGGUGGGUCUUCUUGGCUGCAUGAUUCCAGUGAAAAUCUUUUUUAUAGUCUUGUUAAACGCCAUGGAGGUGAAACUCUUGGCUUCCUUUAUGCUGCACAGACUGUUCUUUGUGAGUGGCUGUCGAUGAGGGGCCUUAGUGUUUCAUUGUCCGAUCUUUACAUAUCUUCUAAUCCAUAUUCCCGCGAAAAUAUGAUCGAUGAGGUCUUUUCCGGUUUGCAAGAGGCAGAACGACUAUCGUAUAUCCAACUGCUGAUGAUUAAGUAUAAUAAGGAUUUCCUUGCUGGAAGCUUAGAAGAAAGCAAGAACUCCAUGGGUUUUGAUUUGGAGUUUAUGUCUAUCAUGCAGCAGAAAUCAGCUUCCCUGAGUCAAGCUUCUGCUACUGCUUUCAAGAAAGUUUUCCGGGAUGUCCAGAAUUUGGUAUAUAAUUAUGCCAGCAACGAGAAUUCAUUUCUGGCUAUGUUAAAAGCUGGGAGUAAGGGCAACCUCUUAAAACUGGUCCAACACAGCAUGUGUCUUGGUUUGCAGCAGUCUUUGGUUCCAUUAUCAUUUAGAAUGCCCCGCCAACUUUCUUGUGAUGCAUGGAACAAUCAUAAAUCACAUCGUGUUUUUGAGAAAGCUCAUAACAAUAUCCCAUGUGCUGUGGUUGAGAAUUCAUUUCUUGCGGGUUUGAAUCCUCUGGAGUGUUUUGUGCAUUCGUUAACCACCCGCGAUAGUUCUUUUAGUGGACAUGCUGAUGUUUCGGGAACUUUGAACCGUAAGCUUAUGUUUUUCAUGCGUGAUGUGUACGUUGGAUAUGAUGGAACAGUGAGAAAUGCUUACGGGAAUCAGAUUGUGCAGUUCUCUUACUAUGAAACAGACCGAAUUGCUUCUACUAAGGGCACUGGUGAUUCAGACCGAAUUGCUUCUCAUGCAAUUGGUGGUCAUCCUGUUGGUUCAUUGGCAGCCUGUGCCAUUUCAGAAGCUGCAUAUAGUGCUUUGGAUCAACCUGUCAGUGCACUUGAGUCAUCACCUUUAUUAAACCUGAAGAAAAUAUUGGAAUCUGGAGUAGGGAGUCGUAGUGGCGAGAAAACUGCAUCGCUGUUUCUUUCAAAAAGACUUGGCAGAUGGGCUUAUGGUUUUGAAUAUGGAGCUUUAGAGGUCAAGGGUCAUCUAGAAAGGCUUCUUCUUUCAGAUGUUGUUUCUACAGUAAUGAUAUGCUUCUCCUCUGAAACACAUAAAAGCUCUCACAGUAGUCCCUGGGUCUGUCAUUUUCAUAUAGAUAAGGAAAACGUGAAGACAAAAAGGCUUAAGCUGAGAUCAGUUUUAGAUGCUCUUAAUAUGAGAUAUCAUGCAGCAAGAAAGAAAGCUGGAACUGAUCUUCCAAACCUGCAUAUAACAUGCAAGGAUUGUUCAGUUGCUGAAGCGCGAAAAGAGAAUUCCAGAAUUUGCAUCACAGUUGCUGUGGCUGAGACCUCAAAGGAAUCUUUUUCACUUCUGGAUAGGCUGCGUGUUAGGGUGAUCCCAUUCCUUCUUGAGACGGUGAUCAAAGGUUUCUCCGCAUUUAAAAAAGUUGAUAUCUUAUGGAGAGAGUUGCCAAGUACAUCAAAAUCUGGCAGGGGCUCUACCGGGGAACUAUAUUUGCAGGUCUUCAUGUCUGAAAGUUGUGACAGAAUCAAAUUCUGGAAUGCGCUUGUGGAUAGUUGCCUCCAAAUAAGGGAAUUGAUUGAUUGGGAGCGCAGUCAUCCUGAUGAUGUCCAUGAUCUGACUGUAGCCUAUGGAAUUGAUGUAGCAUGGGAUUACUUUCUACGUAAACUACAUUCUGCCGUCUCUGAUACUGGCAAGAAAAUCCUUCCAGAACACUUGGUACUUGCAGCAGAUUGUCUCACAGCUACAGGAGAAUUUGUUCCCUUGAGUGCCAAAGGGCUGACGCUGCAAAGAAAGGCUGCUGGUGUUGUUUCGCCGUUUAUGCAAGCGUGCUUUUCGAAUCCAGGGGACUCGUUUGUUAGGGCUGCCAAGAUGGGAUUAAGUGAUGAUCUUCAAGGGAGUCUGGAAUCACUGGCAUGGGGAAAGAGUCCUUCCAUAGGCAGUGGUUCUUCAUUUGAAAUUAUCUACUCUGGAAAGGGAUAUGAGCCUGCUAAACCAACAGAUGUGUAUGCUCUGCUGCGUAACCAUGUCACAUCAAAUAAGCCAAAGGUGAAGGUCACUCUUAAUGAAGACAAUGAAAUGGCUGGAAAGUCUCUUGCUCAACGUCUUUAUAAGCUUGAUGAUCUCAAUAAAAAGUGUUGUAGAAGCCAGUGGUCAAUUGCAAAUUUGAGAAAAUUCCUUUCAUUCAACGACAUAAAGAAGCUCUCUCAGGCACUGAAGCAAAUGUUGUCCAAAUAUGCUAUUGAUUGCGCGUUAAGUGAAGCAGACAAGUCCCUAGCAAUGAUGGCAUUACAUUUUCAUCCCCGAAGGAGUGAGAAGAUUGGAAAAGGCGCACUGGAAAUAAAGAUUGGUUACCACAAAGAAUAUGAAGAUUCGCGCUGCUUUAUGUUGGUGCGUACAGAUGGAACUGUUGAAGACUUCUCGUAUCGCAAGUGCCUACAACAUGCUCUGGAACUGAUUGCUCCUCAAAAGGCAAAAACCUAUAAAUGGGUGAAUGGAGCAUCUGGCACGAGUACGUGCAAUUGUUGAACGCCCGUUAGCCAAUGGUACGUCAAGACAAAUGACGUGAUCAUGUAACAUAUAGUUUUACUAAAUAGGUAAAAACCGAUAUAGGGUACCCCGUAAUCUUAUGCUUCUCAUUGCUGCUCCCACUAAGGUUUGUUUGCCUUUCAUAUGGCUUAAGGCAAAGGGAAAUUAGUGGGAGUAGCAACGAAAAGCUCUGAGGGGCAAUGCAUUUCUUGUUGUAUUAGUUAAGAAUGUUUCAUCAAUGAAAACAAUUUCAAACUUUCAGUAGCUUUAGCCUAUUUUUUCCCAUU
Lycium barbarum (goji berry) is the source of this 7162-nucleotide messenger RNA. RefSeq names its product DNA-directed RNA polymerase IV subunit 1. Gene Ontology annotation, biological process: DNA-templated transcription. The coding region runs from base 2541 to 6875 and encodes 1444 amino acids. Gene Ontology annotation, cellular component: RNA polymerase II, core complex. Lineage: Eukaryota; Viridiplantae; Streptophyta; Magnoliopsida; Solanales; Solanaceae. The record is from RefSeq and is a predicted model, not a curated record. The transcript has 20 exons. Gene Ontology annotation, molecular function: DNA binding.